AUGGGCACUGUGGUCGAGGUCAUUGUCGACGAGGCUAUGGUCGACAAGGCUAUGGUCGACGAGGCUAUGGUCGACGAGGCUAUUGUGGAUAAGGUUGAAGAAGCCAACGAAGUCAAAGAAGCCAACGAAGUUGACGAAGUCGACAAAGUCGGAGAAGCCGACAACAGCGACGAGGUGGAGGACAUCGUCGGUGAAGCUGUUGUGGUCCCAGCCUGCUGCGUUGUCGAAGGUGACGGGGAUGGGACCGGUAAUAGAGUCGUACGGGGCAGGGCCGGAGAUGAACUUGGAGUUACUAACGCUGUCGUUGUCGGCAGAGGAGAAGGCGGCGGCGGCGGCGGCGGCGGCGGCGGAGUCGAUGUCGACGUUGGUGCUGGAGAGGUAGAGGGAGGCGGUGCCGGUGUCGACACUGGCGGCGGAGGAGGAGGAGGAGGUGGUGUUGAUGUGGAUGUUGGUUGA
Molecule: messenger RNA, 456 nt
Organism: Colletotrichum graminicola M1.001
Lineage: Eukaryota; Fungi; Ascomycota; Sordariomycetes; Glomerellales; Glomerellaceae
Exons: 1
Coding region: 1-456 (151 amino acids)
Source: RefSeq, a predicted model, not a curated record